Podarcis lilfordi (Lilford's wall lizard) is the source of this 10698-nucleotide messenger RNA. Lineage: Eukaryota; Metazoa; Chordata; Lepidosauria; Squamata; Lacertidae. The record is from the annotation of a GenBank genome assembly.
GGCCAGCCCUGAGCGGGUGGGGCAAACGUGGAAACGGGUUUGGGUGGAGACCAGCACACGUGGAGCCCACCUGAGAGCAGAGCCAAGGGCGAGUUGUGUAUCUGUUUGUUGUUUUUACUCACUGAGUAGGCAUCCCGCAGAGAGAGAGGGGGGGGGGAGAAAAGCAAAAUGCGCCCUUUUAAGCCUGUGAGUUGGAUACAGUGAGAAAGGUUUCUGGAGGGAUCAAUCGUCUGAGCAAAACCCACGGAGGAGGGAUCCUAGUGAAAAGGGAGCAAGUUCCAGUAAGGAAAGAGAUCCAAAGAGGGGAGGCUUUUUUAAAAAAAAAAAAAUAAUUAAAAAAAAACUCAUUAAGAUCCACUGAGCGUAAAUCUAAGGAGGAGAGGCAUUUAUAUUUUUUAAAUCCAUUAAGAAGUGAUCCAAACGGGACAGCCAUUUAUUAAAAACUCGGGUGAGCAAGUUCUAGGGAGGACAGAUGGAAAGGAGUUGCAGGUUUUUUGUAACCCGGUGAGUAGCACCCAAAGUUUGAAGGUUAGCGAAUGGGAUCCAGUUGGGAAGGAUCCAAUCAAGACUUGUGCUGUCGUCCCCCCCCCCUUCUAAGAAUGGGAUCUAUUGUGGGAAAGAUCAGUGCUUAAGCAGGCCAUUUUAACAAACUCACUGAGAAGAGGAUUUAUUCCGGAUGGUUCAUUGCGCGUACCUGAGAGGACUACAAAUUAACCAGGAGGCGGCUUGAAUAUGAACCGUUCCCUCAAGGCUCCACCACUCUAGGCAGAAAACUCAGGUAUCUUGGCUUCUAGGUGCUCCCAGCCCCCCAAAACCCCCAGCAACAGCCCCCUUCCUUCUUUGUAAGGAUUAAGCCUUAUUCCGUUCACCCUGCAAAGGAAUUUAGGAAGCUGCCUUAUGCCAGAGUCAGGCCAUUGGGUCUGCCUAGCUUAUUACUGUCAACACUGGCAGGCAGCAGCACCCCCAGGAUUUUGGGGAAGGGGUCUCUCUCAGCCCAACCUGAAGAUGCUUCUGGGACCUGAAUCUGGAACUUUCUUGUAGCUCUGGGAGAGCCCAGCUGGUAGAGCAUGAGUCUCUUAAUCUCAGGGUUGUGGGUUUGAGCCCCACGUCGGGUGAAAGACCCCUGGACUCGUUGACCCCUGUGGCCCCUUCAAACUCUACCAUUUUAUGACUGCCUGCAAAGCAGAUACUGCACCCCUGAGCCGAUGGCCCCUCCCCCAAAAGAAAAGGAUCUAGGAAGAGAUGCAGUUCUCAGCCUGGAGGCCAUUCUCAUCUUCUGAGAUGGCAGGUUGACGGCCCUUUUAACUGGCCCCGAUCCUGUGCUUUGAAGCAUCCUCUGAAGCGCAGACACUUAGGAAGUGGGGCUUCUCAAGGGAAGCUUGACAGGGGGUUGUUUCCUGCUUGGCAGGGGGUUGGACUCGAUGGCCCUUGUGGUCUCUUCCAACUCUAUAAUUCUAUGAUUCUAUGAAAUGCAUGGCAAGACCCCGUUAAAAGCACAGGAACCAGCGCUGUGCGUUCAGAGCGGCGGUGCUGAGCCACUUUAAAUGCCCCUCAAAUAGUCUGCAGUUUGUUAAGGGUGCCGACUGUCGCAGUGAGUCCCCCAUCCGCCUCAGAGAGUGGUUCACCUCAUCCCAGGUAAUUUGGGGAAUCGUAGCUGCUUUAAAACAGGAAGUGACCAAUGCGCAGAGGAGAACGCUACCAUUGGCUACUGGUCACAUGGCCGCGUUCUACCUCCAACUGUCAGGGCUGUUACGCCUCUGAAUACCAGUUGCUGGCAAUGGCAAACUGGCCCGUGGCAGCGGAUUGUCGGCUGCGGGAGCAGAGUGCUGGGCUGCCUGCAUGUUCUGCGCUCAGGCAGAAUUGGGGCAUCCUCUGUGAACCUGCCCAUGUGUCUCUGUGUCCAUCACACACAUUGCAUCACCUCCCCUAGCCACUGCCUCCUCCUCUUCCUCCUCACACUGGACUUUUUUAUUAUUAUUCCUAGGAUGACUGUAUAUAAUGGGCAAUGUCCAAUCAGAAGCCACACAAGAAUCAGAGACUGCCAAAGACGGGGAGGAGAAGGCCAACCCGGACAGGAGCAAGCCAGACCGGGGUGCGAGCGGCGCUAAGCAUGAAUUGGGGAGCCGCCCCCCGGGUCUCCAGGCCCCUGAGCAGAAAGCUACCAGUCAGCUGCUGAGCACUGAGCCAGGGGGAGGGGACAGGCCGGCGGGGGCUGCUGCGGAGAUGGGGAAGAAUCAUUCCAAGAAAUCGAAGCUGAAGCUCUCUUCCAUGUGGGCGCAGAACACAGCCAGUGGCGGGAUAAAGGAGGCCAGCCUCUGCGACAAGGACCCAGGGGCGGAGAAGCGGGGGCUGGCUUGCCUGAGCAGGGCGGACCUCCAGAGCAGGCCGAGCUCGGCCCCCGCCCCGCCAGAGGACCCCAAGGGGCUGAAAGCGUCUCUGAGGCCUCCCCCAGCGCUGCCCUCUGACCCCAGGGACUUGGGCGCCAAGCGAGCACCGGCAAAGGGGAAGGGCAAGCCAGAGAACGUGCCUCAGGCCAGGGGCAUGGGCGGCCUCCUGCUGCAGCCCGAGAAGCUGGUGGAGCUGGGCCCGGCUGCUGAGGCGCCCCCGGACGUGGCAGAAAUGGAGGUCUGCUGGACCCAGCACAUCAAAGCCAGCGCCAAGGAGCACUUUGAAAACAAGGGGAGGGUGCUGGAGUCGGCUCCCUCGGCCAAGAAGCAGCCAGCGGGCCCAGAACCUCUGAGGGGGGCCGAGGAUGUGGCGGCGGCCGCGGCAGGGCCUUGGCCACUGAAUGAGAAAAGCGCCAGCCGUUCAGCUGUGUCCGGCUGUGUGGCUCCACCUGGAGGGAAGAAGGCUCUUCUGUCGUGGGGGUCUGGGCAGAAGGAGAAAGAGAGUCCCGGACAGCGGGACAGCGCCCCUGGCAGCGACGGAGACUCCCGGGGCCUGGCCCUUGCCUCCCAGUUGCCUGCGGAUUGCUCUGAGACACCGGGCAGCCCCGGGGAGAAGGCCCAAGGCUCAGGGAGCGAGGCGAAGGCCGGGGCAAAGAGCGAGGCCCUGGGAGCGGAAGGGGUCAACUCGGAGACCAUGCAGGAGCUGCUGGAGAAAGGCCUCAACUUCCUGUACAAAGUGACCAUCCAGCCGGGGCAGUGGCCACCCAGCAUCAAGGCGGUCAAGCAGAAGGCGGGCGUCAUUUCCUCCGGCAUCUCCUACGCCGACGUCCUCAAGCAGUGCCCCCAGAAGAAGGCGCCCGCCGGCGCUGCCCCGGCGCUGCCGAAAGCCUUGCACCACCUCACCGCGGCGGGCAAGAAGCUGCCGUCCUUCAAAGGGCUGGAGAGGAGCAACCCUGAGGACUUCUCCUCGCUCAGCCAGCUGUUCCUGGAGCACUUCAAGAAGGUCACCCCGAAAGAGCCCGCUGCCCCCCACGCCCCCAGCCAGCAAGUGGUCACCUUUUUUGAGGAGCUGUCCACCGGCAACACCAAGCGGCCAGAGUGGCAAAGGCCCCGGCCGCCCACUCCGUACCCCCAGCGCCGCAAAGGGCAGGGCCGGAAGCUGCCCAAGUUUGGAACGGCCGUGUCCCAGGUCGUCGCCUUCCUGGGGAGCGACCCCAAGUGCGAUUGGUUUGUUCACGACGACGGCCAGGUGUCUCUGGACGAGGCCGCGGCAGGAGCUGAAGACGGGGGCAAGGACUGCGCCGACCCACCCAGCCCUGGCGAGAAAGGGGCCGAGGCGAUGGGCUCCCCUCAGCCCGUUGUGGCCCUCUUGGCGGAGCACGAGGCAGCCGGGGAGGCUGACGAGGCUGCCCAGAGGUUGCGCAGAAGGCCUCAGGGCAUGGAAGGGGUCGCCAAGGAAACGGGCCCAGCGAAGCCACCGGCCUGUAAUGCUGCCCGGGGCGGCCAUUCUCCGCUGGCCAUUCCUCCGUUCCCCCAAAAGGAAGACCAGCCCCCGGCGUCCCUGCUAGGCCCGAGGCCGUGCUCUCCCGGGGAGGUGCUGGAGGCCCCCAGUCCAGCCGCCUCUGCCCGGUGCGCCCCCGUGAGACUGAUUCCCGAACAGAAGGUGCCAGCUGCAGCCCAGGCGAGGCCCAAGAUCCGGAAACAAGGCCCCUCCGCCGCGAAGUCCAAAGAGAAACUCAAAACCUCAGGGCAGCCGAAAGUGAAAACGCCCAAGGGGAAGGGGCAGAAGCAGUGGCCCCGAGGCUACGGGAUGAGCUCCCUGAGGUUAGAGGGUGUUCCCCUCUUCCCGCCUUUCGAAAACGUCGCCAGGCCGUUUUAUUUUGGCGAGCCUUUGGUGAGUCUCGUGGAUUUGGCUGCUCUUUGUUUGAUUCAUUGACGGCUGCUACCCACGCUCUUCAUUCCUUUUUGCUGUUAAUGAUCUGUUAUGGUUCUUUACAUCCUUUCCAACCUGGUUUUGGAACAAGCAAGGCCUUGGGUAUCUUGAGGCACUGGUCUUCAACUGGUGGGUCUGGUCCAAGGUGGGUCACAAUGGGAGCAUGACCCACCGUGCACAUAUAUAAAGUAAAAGGUUAAGAAAUGCGUCCCCAGAGGCAUGUUUGAGUUGGAAAUGGGUCCUGGGUCUGAAAAGGUUGAGGAUGCCUGCCCAGGGGUGUGAUAUAUCUGCGUUGCCCCAGCUACUCUGGGAGGCUCUUCCCCCCCCUCCAAAAAAAACACAGCGAGACAUCAAACAUUAAAAGCUUCCCUAAACAGGGCUGCCUUCAGAUGCCUUCUAAAAGUCAGAUACAGUGGUACCUCGGGUUACAUACGCUUCCGGUUACAGACGCUUCAGGUUACAGCGCACACACCGUACAUUUAAAGCACAUUUCCCUCUUCCUCAAGAAUCCCGGGAAUUGUACAGUGGUACCUCGGGUUACAUACGCUUUAGGUUACAGACUCCACUAACCCAGAAAUAGUAUCUCGGGUUAAGAACUUUGCUUCAGGAGAACAGAAAUCGUGUGGUGGUGGUGCAGCGGCAGCAGGAGGCCCCAUUAGCUAAAGUGGUGCUUCAGGUUAAGAACAGUUUCAGGUUAAGAACAGACCUCCAGAACGAAUUAAGUACUUAACCUGAGGUACCACUGUAGUUGUUCAUUUCCUUGACAUCUGAUGGGAGGGCAUUCUAGAGGGCGGGUGCCACCACCAAGAAGGCCCUCUGCCUGGAUCCCUGUAACCUCGCUUCUCGCAGUACGGGAACUGCCAGAAGGCCCUCGGAGGUGGACCUCAGUGUCUGGGCUGAACAUUGGGGGUGGAGAUGCUCCUUCAGGUAUACAGGGCCCGGCAGGGGUCCUUGUUAGGUCUACAAGGCAUCUUUUCUCAAACCACACCCACCUGCCCCACACCGAACAUCAUGUGACAUUGCAUGUGGGGCAGAUAAAGGCAUGGAUGAGACCGGGAACCCCUUAGCACAGCGGUUCUCAAGCUGUGGGUCCCCAGAUGUUGUUGGACUACAACUCCCAUCAUCCCUGACCUCUGGCCUUGCUAGCGAGGGGUGAUGGGAGUUGUAGUUCAGCAACAUCUGUGGACCCUCAGGUUGAGAAAGGCUGCCUUAGCAGAAUGGGGCUGGCUCUAGGUCCUGAUCCGUUGUUGGGCACUGGGAGGGAGCAGCUUUGAAGACCCAGACGGGCUUCAGAGGGGUUCUCUCACAAUGCCAGUCAGCUGAUCAGCGGGGUGAGGAGCUGCCUUGAAAGCAAUGUGUUCAUUGCUGCUGCCAGCGCACGUUCAAAGGAGCUGCUUCUAGGUACCCGCCAGCUGAUGGGCACCAAGAAGAGUCCCAUUGAAGAUACCACCUGACCUCAUAAUGAUGUCAGGUAGGGUUGCCAGCCCUCCAGGUCUGACCUGAAGUCUCCAGGUUUUCCUGGCCCCCUCCGGGGAGGAGGCAGGCAGAGGGCUUGAAUCUCCAGGUGGGUGGGAGUGUCUUUAAUAAUGAAGAAGAAUUAUUAAGAAGACUGUGCAUGUAGCUUGCAUGCUUCAGCCCAGCUUCAAAUUAUAGCACAGACACUCUGUGGUGGGGUCUGACCUCCUCCACUCUCCCAAUUAACCUCCAUCUCCAGGGCUGGUCUGCCUGACAUCACCAGGGGCCUUUCCCCAUGACAUCACCAGGUCUCAUGACAUCACCAGGUUUCACAUUUGGGAUGUGAAAUAUCAGGGUCCGGAAUGCUCCUGACCUGUGCUUUCAGUGCCAUCGACCAUGGUCUCCUGGAGUGGCUGUCUGAGUUGGGGGUGGGUGGCACCACUUUGCGGUGGAUCUUGUCCUACUUGGAUGGUCGUUUCCAGAGGAUAAUAAUAAUAAUAAUAAUAAUAAUAAUUUAUUAUUCAUACCCCGCCCAUCUGGCUGGGCUUCCCCAGCCACUCUGGGCGGCUUCCAAAAAAAAAUAUUAAAAUACUGUAAUACAUCAAACAUUAAAAGCUUCCCUAAACAGGGCUGCCUUCAGAUGUCUUCUAAAAGUCUGGUAGUUGUUCUUCUCUUUGACAUCUGGUGGGAGGGCGUUCCACAGGGAGGGCGCCACCACCGAGAAGGCCCUCUGCCUGGUUCCCUGAAACUUGGCUUCUCGCAGUGAGAGGACCACCAGAAGGCCCUCGGUGCUGGACCUCAGUGUCCGGGCAGAACGAUGGGGGUGGAGACGCUCCUUCAGGUAUACUGGACGUGCUCUUUGGCCCUAUGGAGCCUUCAGUGUUGGGCUCUUCGGGGUCCCAUUUUAACCCCUAGGCUGCUUAACAUCUACACGAAACCACAGAGCCGGAUUAUCUGGAGUUUUGGAGUCUGUGGUCAGCAAUAUGCGGAAGACACACAGCUCCACUUUACACCUGCAGGUUUGGCAGUGGAUGUGCUGGACUGUGGUCUUGCCUUGAUAAUGGCCUGGAUGAGAGCCAGAAAACUGAAGCUCAAUUCAGAUAAGGCUGAGGCUCUGUUGGUGGGAAGUUCCACAGACUAGACGGCUGGGAGGUUGCCUGCUCUUGAUGGGGUUUCACUUCCUCUGAAGGACCUGGGGGAUACUUCUGAACUUUUCGCUGUUGCUUGAGUCUCAAGUGGUGUCAAUGGCUCAGAGUACCAUCCAUCAGCUUCGGCUGGUGGCCCAACUGUGCCCCUAUCUGGACAGGGAUAAUUUGCCUUCUGUCAUCUCUGUUCUAGUAACCUCUAGGUAAGAUUACUACAACGUGUUAUAUGUAAGGCUGCCUCUGAAGGCGGUUCGGAAACUUCACCUGGUGCAGAAUUCAGUGGCCAGGUUGCUCACCGGAGCAAGACAGUUUGAGCAUAUUACACUGAUCCUGGUCUGACUGCACUGGCUGUCGAUUAGUUUCCGGUCCCAAUUCAAAGUGCUGUUUUUGACCUCUAAAGCCUUAAACAGUUCAGGACCACAAGACCUCAAGGACCACCUCCCCCCAUAUGAAACUACCUGGACCCUGAGAUCAUCAUGAGCCCCUUCUCCAUGAGGGGUCUGGAGAGUGACAACAUGAGAAAGGGCCUUUUCUGUGGUGGCUCCCCACUUGUGUGGAAUGCUCUCCCUGGCACCUUCGUUACAUCUGUUUAGGUGCCAGGUGAAAACAUCCUCCUUCAGCAAGGCCUUCGGCUGAUUGAUACUCUAUGGCCUUUUAACUGUGCCUGUUAGGAGUGGGGUUUUAUUGAUUUGUUUGCUUGCUUUUUGUGUAUUUUUCAUUUUCAUGUUGUAUUGUUUAUGUUGUAAACCACCCUGUGAUCUGCAGAUGAAGAGUGGUACAGUGGUACCUCGAGUUACAUACGCUUCAGGUUACAUACGCUUCAGGUUACAGACUCCGCUAACCCAGAAAUAGUACCUCGGGUUAAGAACUUUGCUUCCGGAUGAGAACAGAAAUCGUGCUCUGGUGGCAGCGGGAGGCCCAAUUAGCUAAAGUGGUGCUUCAGGUUAAGAACAGUUUCAGGUUAAGUACGGACCUCAGGAACGAAUUAAGUACUUAACCUGAGGUACCACUGUAUACAAAUGUAAAUCAUCAUCAUCCAAACUGGACUUUCCAGUAAGCUGUUUUGAGCGUAGGAAAUAUGAUGUGGAAAUGUUUUAAGCAAAUAAAAUCACUGUAUGUCCAGGAAACGCCCCCUCCCCUGGAGAAACCCGCCAGCCUUGACGAGGAUGCAGCUUCUGCCCCGACUGGUCCAGACCCUGGCGGAGAGGCGAGCGGAUCCCCUCCACACCACCACUGGCCGGCUUUCCAGGUGGCAGAAUCAUGCUCCAGCAAGUGCUACUGCAAACAUCAGGAGCAGAGGAAACUGCCCCAGAACGUCGUAACUUGGUGAGCAGGCUGAAGCCUCGAGUGCAAAUCCCGAGCAGCUGGUCACAAAACAAACUUCGGGGGGCAGGGGGAGUUAUUAUUACUACUACUAUUACUAGUACAGUGGUGCCCCGCAAGACGAAUGCCUCGCAAGACGGAAAACCCGCUAGACGAAAGGGUUUUCCGUUUUUGAGUUGCUUCGCAGGACAAAUUUCCCUAUGGGCUUGCUUCGCAAGGCGAAAAUGUCUUGCGAAUCUUGAGAUUUUUUUUCCGCUUUCCCCCCCCUUUAUCUAAUCUGCUAAGCCUUUAAUAGCCUUUAAUAGCCUUUUAGCAGCUAAUCCGCUAAGCCUUUAAGCCUUUAAUAGCCGCUAAACCGCUAAUAGCGCUAAUCCGUUAAGCCGCUAAUAGGGUUGCUUCGCAAGACGAAAAAACCGCUAGACGAAGACACUCGCGGAACGGAUUAAUUUCGCCUUGCGAGGCACCACUGUAUUAGCAUUAGCACGCUACAUCUUUAUCCCCAAAGGCUCCCAGACUGGCUUCCAUAUAGCCAAUUAAAACAAGACAGUCGCUGCCCCACAGGCUUACAAUGAAAAAAACAAGGACAAAGGGACAGGGAGAAAAGUAGCUAUGCCUGGAGCAUAAUAAUAAUAAGAAUAAUAGUUAUAAAAUAAUUUAUUAUUAAUACCCUGCCCAGCUGGCUGGGUUUCCCCAGCCACUCUGGGCAGCUUCCAGCAGAAUAUUAAAAUACGAUUCAUCAAAUAUUAAAAGCUUCCCUAAACAGGGCUGCCUUCAGAUGUCUUCUAAAUAGUCGUUUAUUUCUUUGACAUCUGGUGGGAGGGCGUUCCACAGGGCUGGCGCCACUACCGAGAAGGCCCUCUGCCUGGUUCCCUGUAACCUCGCAUCUGGCAGUAAGGGAACCGCCAGAAGGCCCUCGGAGCUGGACCUCAGUGUCUGGGCUGAACGAUGGGAGUGGAGAUGCUCCUUCAGGUAUACUGGGCCUUUGAGGCCAUUUAGGGAACGGCAAGAGUUGAGAGCGAUAAGCUGUGUGCUAAAAAGGCCAGUUGUCUCCCGACCCAGAUUAUCCUGUGUGGUUCUAACUAGCAUGCCACACCCAGGCAGGAGGAGCUGCAGAACUCUGUUUCUCAAAAGCAGAGACUAGCUGUGCUGGCUGCGCCUUAUGGGAACUGAACAUCCCAAGUACUACAGGUUUUUAAAGGUAAAGGUAAAGGUACCCCUGCCCGUGCGGGCCAGUCGUGUCCGACUCUAGGGUUGUGCGCCCAUCUCACUUAAGAGGCCGGGGGCUAGCGCUGUCCGGAGACACUUCCGGGUCACGUGGCCAGCGUGACGACGCUGCUCUGGCGAGCCUGCACCAGCACAGCACACGGAAACGCCGUUUACCUUCCCGCUAUAAAGCGGUACCUAUUUAUCUACUUGCACUUAGGGGUGCUUUCGAACUGCUAGGUGGGCAGGAGCUGGGACCGAAAGACGGGAGCUCACCCCGCCACAGGGAUUCAAACCGCCGACCAUUCGAUCGGCAAGUCCUAGGCACUGAGGUUUUACCCACAGCGCCACCCGCGCCCCAAAGGUUUUUACUCUCGUAUGUAAAUUUCUUGUUGUUUAGUCGUGUCCGACUCUAAUCCAUGGAGGCUCACCUGGGUAUUCUUUAACCAGCUGCCCUUUUGCAGUUGCAGUGAAGCCAUUGUAAGAGGCCUAACUCUGCAAAGCUCCACCCUGCUCACCUAUGCUUCUGCUCUCCCCCCUCCCCCCCCCGGUUUACAGGCUCAAUCCUUCCACCAACCAUCUGACCGAACCACCCUGGGUCGCCACCGCCAUGCUGGCCGUCUCGCUUGUUGCCGGGACCAAGUUCUGCCUGGACUCUUACGAACAGCAGCACAUUGCCAAUGAGGACUGAACCCCCUUCCCCAGGCUUCUGCAAAAAAUAAACCCUGUACAUCACACCAGCUUGGCCUGUGGCUUCCGUUUCGUGCGGCGGGGGUCCCUGCAGUCUGCCGGGACUUCUCCUCGAGACCUGAUAUUGGAAUCAAACGGGUUUCCAGUUCUGCAGAUGGGUUUGGAAACGGGCCACUUUAGAGCUCUGGGGAUUGUCGGAUAGAUAGCACCUGUGCAUACGAGCCCAGCAGAGGCAGCGAAAGUCAUAUGGCUGGCAUACAACAGAGACCAGAAACAAUGGGGAUCUGUCCAUUACUGUGCCCAGGCAAGAGGAUGACAAGUCCGUAUGAACCACCUCUGGAACUCCAUAGGCUGCCAGCCCUGUGGAUUCUAUUGGUUCUCCUGAAUCUGUUACCAGCUGCAAGGAGUUCUGGGCCAACUAUGAUAAGUACCAGAGGUGCCCUUCCAGGUGCUGUUGUGACUCCCAUCUUCCCUGCCCAUUGGUCCUGGUGGCUGGGGCUUUUAGGAGCUGGAGGUCAACAAAAUUUGGAGGGUCUCCCACUCCUCAUAUAUGCCAACCAUC